GUUUUUUUGUUUUAUUAAUGCAAUCGAAACACGUGUGCGUAAUAUGUAUCUCAGUUACAACGCCUAUAAGUUCUGAUAAUUGUUAUACAUCUUCUACCACAUGAUGUCACCCGAGACCAUUAGUAUGAAUCAGUUUAUACGUCUACAACCCCUCCUUCGCUCAUCUUGAAAAGAAUAACYCGUCAUCAGCCUUUGUAGCUUCCUAUCAUUCGGUCGUACGGCGUGGAAAAGAACAUACUCUGUCCUGCGAAUGGGAUCUCCAUAUUUUUUUUUUUGAAGAUAAUUGGUAUAAUCGGGUCUGCUUUGUUUCCACAUUAAGGAUGUUUUGGGCAACACARCACGGACAUCUUUGGAUUUAUUCUGCCGCGCUGCUUUCUCUUUGUSAGCGGACCAUAUCACAGCUAUCAUACUCUGUUUCCGAGGAGGUGAACAAAGGGACUGUUGUGGGAAAUAUUGCCAAGGAUCUGAACCUGAACGCGCACGAUCUGAACACCAGGGAUCUGCGUGUUGUUUCUGGUUUCAGCAAGACAUAUUUUGGCGUGAAUUUAAAGACCGGCAACCUCUUUGUCGCUGAGAGAAUAGACCGAGAGGAGCUUUGUCCACAUGCGGUAAAAUGYUCCAURAAAAUACAAGCGGCUUUAAGCAAUCCGAUGAAUGUGCACCGUGUCGAGAUAAACGUUCUUGAUGUAAAUGAYAACUCGCCUUUGUUUAUUGAACAAACGCAUAUGCUAAAUAUCUCGGAGUCAUUAUCACCUGGAGAGAGAUAUCCUCUCCCUGUAGCGGUGGAUCCGGAUACAGGAAGCAACGCAGUAAAAAACUACAAGCUGAGUCAGAAUGAACAUUUCUCGCUUGAUGUACAGAGCGGUGGAGAGCAUGGCGUUUUGGCCGAGUUAGUGCUGCAGAAAGCUUUGGACAGAGAAAAAGAAUCGGUGAUAAAACUUGUUUUUACUGCUGUAGAUGGCGGUACGCCACCCAGAUCAGGGACAUUGCAGCUGACAGUCAACGUGAUAGAUGUGAAUGACAACAGUCCUGUGUUCAGUAAAUCUCUGUACAAGGUGCAGAUCAGAGAAAACGUUAGUCCUGGAACGUUUGUUCUCAAGUUAAAUGCGACGGAUUUGGACGAAGGUGUGAACAGCGACAUUCAUUAUUUCUUCAUAAAAACGGGGGGUAUUGAUCCGUCAAGCCUGUUUGAUUUAAACGCAGAAACGGGGCAGGUAACGGUAAAAGAAGGCCUAGAUUAUGAAGAAACRCGCGCUUAUGAAAUCAGAGUUCAGGCAAAGGAUCAGGGAGUCCCUCCUCGCAGUGCGCAUGCCAAGUUAUUAAUAGAGGUUAUUGAUGUUAAUGACAAUUCUCCUGAAAUAUCUGUCACAUCMUUGAUGACACCAGUAAAAGAGGAUGCAGAGCAGGGGACGGUCGUUGCUUUCAUUACAGUGAGUGACAGAGAUGGCGGGAAAAACGGAAUAACUAGAUGCGGCGUCGCURGAUCGCUUCCCUUUAAGCUCAAGUCCAAUUACAAAAAUGAUUAUUCAUUAGUAGUUGAWGGACCGCUCGAUAGAGAAAACAUCUCUACAUAUAAAAUCACCAUUACAGCUUCAGAUGAGGGAAGUCCAUCUCUGUCUACCAUAAAAGUAAUUACUGUACAAGUUGCUGAUGUUAAUGAUAACGCACCUCGUUUUACCGAACCCGUGAUUCAGGUUUUUGUCAAAGAAAACAGCCCGGUCGGUUUAAAGCUCUGCACAAUAMGCGCAAUUGAUACGGAUGCGGAUGACAAUGCAAAAGUUAUCUACAGACUUUCUAAUGGUUUUCAAAGGAGUAUUCCAGUUUCUUCAGUACUAAUUUUUUGA
This is a messenger RNA of Poecilia reticulata (guppy), 1844 nucleotides long. Lineage: Eukaryota; Metazoa; Chordata; Actinopteri; Cyprinodontiformes; Poeciliidae. The record is from RefSeq and is a predicted model, not a curated record.